CAGACUCAAAUUACACUCCAAAGUAAAAACGUCCUUGCACAAUGUUCAGUUCUUCAGUUGUACAAUUCACAGCAGCGACGGUCGACGGAGAAGUGCUGCCAGCGAACAACGACCGACUGACGGGGACCGGAGUGACGGACGGCGAGACGGCGACCACAGACGGCGACCAGGCGACCACGGAUCAUCCCUUCGGCCCUUCUUCUGAUUUCCUGCUUAAUCUCCCGUGCGAGUGUGCGUCGUGCUCCCAUCUUCAGACUCCAGGUUGAAAUCGGUCGCUCGUCCGGAGUCGCUAGGGUUGUAGUAUCUCCGAAUCAGCUUAUUCAGCCAAUUUGACCCCUUACCAAACAGACUGAGGCAUUAUCAGGGCAGUGAAAGACAACGAUUGAAGCAGCGAGCCACUAAGUUCACGCAGGUGUGGACACUGGAAAGAGGGGUUGCUGGCUUGCCGAGAGUAUUUGAGCUGAGAUAUCACAUGAAGAACGAGUAGAUGCAGGAUGGAUAACAAAAACGUCGUCGUCUGCGACAAUGGAACAGGGUAUGUCAAAUGUGGCUUUGCGAAUGAGAAUUUCCCCACAUCCGUUUUCCCUUGCGUGGUGGGGAGGCCAAUGUUGCGAUAUGAAGAAUCCCUUAUGGAACAAGACAUCAAGGAUAUUGCUGUUGGAGAUGCAUGUUUAAAGUUGCGGCACCAAUUGGAUAUAUCAUAUCCCGUCAACAAUGGGAUUGUGCAAAACUGGGAUGAUAUGGAACAUGUCUGGGACCAUGCAUUUUUCAAUGAGCUGAAGGUCAAUCCAACAGAAUGCAAAAUUUUGCUCACGGAUCCACCUCUCAAUCCAUCAAAAAACCGUGAAAAGAUGGUAGAAACAAUGUUUGAGAAAUACAACUUUGGUGGUGUCUUCAUUCAGAUUCAAGCUGUCCUAACAUUAUAUGCCCAAGGUUUACUAACUGGAUUAGUCAUAGAUUCUGGUGAUGGUGUUACUCAUGUGGUUCCAGUUGUAGAUGGUUACUCAUUUCCUCACCUCACUAAAAGAAUGAAUGUAGCUGGACGUCAUGUAACUUCUUAUCUAGUUGAUUUGCUGUUUCGCAGAGGGUAUGCGAUGAGUAGAAGCGCUGAUUUUGAGACUGUCAGGGAUAUAAAAGAAAAACUUUGCUACAUUAGUUAUGAUUAUAAACGAGAAUAUCAAUUGGGGCUUGAGACCACUAUCCUUGUUAAGAAUUAUACUCUUCCAGACGGGAGGGUAAUCAAAGUGGGCACGGAGAGGUUUCAAGCACCUGAAGCUCUGUUUACCCCGGAUCUCAUUGAUGUUGAAGGUGAUGGAAUGGCUGACAUGGUAUUUCGAUGCAUCCAGGAAAUGGAUAUUGACAAUAGAAUGAUGCUUUACCAGCAUAUAGUUCUAAGUGGAGGGAGUACCAUGUAUCCUGGCUUACCUAGUCGCUUAGAGAAGGAGAUUUUAGAUCGCUAUCUUGAAGUGGUUUUGAAAGGAAACAAGGAUGGAUUAAAGAAACUGCGAUUAAGGGUAGAAGAUCCACCAAGAAGAAAACACAUGGUGUAUCUUGGAGGUGCAGUUCUAGCAGGAAUUAUGAAGGAUGCACCUGAGUUUUGGAUCAAUAGACAAGACUAUUUGGAGGAAGGAGUUAGCUGCUUAAGCAAGUGCGGGCAGGCAUGAUGAUGGAUUUUAUUUAUACAUCUUGGGUUCCACAUGAAUCACUUUGUUUCAAGCAAUGUUAAAAUCUGGAUGCUGAAAGUGGUUAAUGAUUUAAUUUGUGGUCAAGUUACAGUGCGGCAGGUGACACUGUUUGUUACAGAUACUAUUAUCACAACUCGGUGAUAUUACCAUUUUUGUAUUUAUUUUGGUACUCCUCCUAGAGAGAACUGACAAACAUACUUCUCAUUACUUUAAGGGGGGUUUUAACAAAAAUAUUACUAAAUACUCCUUCUGUCCCCCUAUUAUUGUCCCAUUUCCUAUUCACUUUGUCAACACAAAUCACUCGUAAUCUCUUACUUUAUUUAUCAAAUUUUUAUCAAAUUUGAUUCUGGUUUUUGCGACUUUGUAAUCCUUUUAAUGUAGUUUCUUAAUAUGCAUUUUUUUCCCCUAAAAUAGUUCUAGUGUGGACAGGGAUCUAUUUGCUUUAUCGUCAGUCAAGCAUCGUAAACCGCAAUGGGACAAUAACAGGGGGACGAAGGUAGUAAUAGGUAAUGGACAAAAAAGAGACCUUUUUUCUCAAGUUCCAAAAAUGUGACUAAU
Molecule: messenger RNA, 2243 nt
Organism: Cuscuta europaea
Lineage: Eukaryota; Viridiplantae; Streptophyta; Magnoliopsida; Solanales; Convolvulaceae
Source: the annotation of a GenBank genome assembly